CGGUAGCCGUGUCACUGUAGCCAUCAUCUUUCUUUUUUUUCGCUUCCGUACCAGUAUCGCGCAAAGCUGUCCUUCUUUUUUUCCUAUGGUAAGGCUAGGAUUGUAAGGAUUGUUAGGAUUACUAUUGUGAUGACGAGGGAACGCAAAAAAGCCCCGGUGCCCGUUCGUGGCGUACGGGCUCUAAACCGCCGUGCAAAGAUGGAGAGAGCACAGAAGCAACCAGAUGACGGGUGGCGAGCCUUAAAUCCAUUAAAGGAACCUCCCAGGAUGAAGCAUAAGACAACAUUCGAAUUAGUCGAGAAUACAGACAAAAAGAAGAAGCUCGAGUUCAAGAUUACCAUCGAUAGACACCCACCACCAGGGUUCGAAUUCGUCCCUGUUGGCUAUCCACAGUUGACGCAAAUGUGCAAAGAACUAUCUAGGGAACAAGAUGCUAUGAUAUUCAUUGUUUCGGACUCCAAGAACCCGGACAACCUCGAUCACCAUGUUAACCGUGUCGGGUAUCAUUUUAGACAGAUAAUUGUUGACCAAGCUCGCUCGAAACUGACAGCUACUGGACAAAAUGUCCACGUCCCCCCAGCCCAUGCAUCUGGCGCACCUGAACCGAUACCUAAGAGCCAAGCGGAAAUUGAUGCUCAAGCAGAUGCAGUCCUAAGGGAUCUUUUCCCAAGAAUACCUCAUACCGACCGACGCGAAAUUAUCCAGCAUGCCUUUCAAAAAGAUGGAAAAUUCCAUGGCGAGUCUAAAGUUGGCAUGGUUAAAGAACUAACCCUAGCACGUAGGGUUCAACUCGCAGCAAUUGCCCACAUCAGACACAAUCACACGCGCUAUGAUGAAUUAUUGAAGGAAACUAACUGGCACAACGCUCGAAGAGCUGUAGAAAAGCCGUGCCUGGACGUCAUCGUCAAGUGGCGAGGUGACGAAGAGACCGGCCGUGACCAGCUUGACGAGAUACUUCGUGAAGUCAUUGAGAUUUCUGAUACCGAGGAGGAGUCCGAGGAUGAAUCUCCCAAUGCAGAGUCUCUAUCAGCCCGACGCGUUGUCACGAUGCCCACUAAUACAUUGGCGAGCUCUAAGGCAGAACCACAAGGUAAAGAUGUCGCUAACCCUGAGCGGCCGCCCCAUUGUUCCAGUCACAGUCGCAGUCGCAGCCAUGAUCGCGACCUAUCUGUUCCAGGCGUUCUUGGACCAUCUAAGCAGAGAGCGAUUGCAAAGGCCGAGAAGAGAAGCGCUCGAAAGACGCAGCGUUUUAGGAGAUAUGCCGCUGCUGCUGAAGCUCUUGCAGGUUCAUCCGACCAGAGGGUGUAUGCUGAGGACUCGAAUGUGGCCCCUUUUGGUACUAUUCCAAUGGAUUUUACCAGAAGUCCGGGUUCCACCCACCCUAUUAGCUCGAGUCGCGAGCCAACAGUGGUGGCGCGUGGUACUCCUCGUAUUGAACAGAUGUCGCGUUAUUCUGAAUUGAGAUCAGACCAGCAGCGUUUCAAAGGCGGCCCUCUGAGAGAGAUGGCCACCAUCACUCAUGGUAUUCCCGAAGCCGAUGAAUACGCUUCGCCUCAACUGAUGAGCACUCCAGAAAGCCAUAGGCCCAAAGUUGGGCACGCAACAGCAAGUCAUGGUCGCCAAUCGAUUCCAGUUUCGCCAGUAAGAACCGGAUUGCAAGAUAUGUUAUUACAAUCCAUCGAGCCUGCGUCUCCUGUUGUCCACAGGGAGCCCCCUGAAGCUCCUCGAAUGCUGUAUAGUGAGCCUCAGCGCUUCGCGGAAGAUCCUCGUGUCGUUUCUCGGUCUAUUCACAACCAUGCAGGUUUUGCUUCGUGUCCCGAAUCUCCUAGAGUCGUGAGUCAUGGUAAUGUGAUGGUAACAAGACGCCUUCAUGGCGCAGACUAUCCCUCCGGAACCCUUGAUGCGUACCCCAAUCCGUUUGCCCCAGCCAGCCAUCAGGUUCAAGGUGAGGAUCCACGACGUGUGCCAUCUGGGUAUUUUCCGGAUCGGCCGUCGUCAUCUUUUAGAGGGGCAGACCAAGCUCUAUCCCAGAAUCAGUCCUGGCCAGUUCCUAGUGAAGGGAUGGUGCACUAUAAUGGUGAUGUUUCUCUGAGGACCAGAGCAAACCCGAUUAUCAUUGAUGACGAUGAUCAUAUGCUUCACGGACCUCGUCAAGUAAUUGAGGCGCAACGGCAUCCCGGUAGAGAUUACCCUGUUACACCGUUGGGGCAAGAAGGGUUCUUCCACGAUGCCACCCGUCAAGGAGACGCGUACAUCCGAGACGAGGCUCGAGUUGUAUUAACUGAUGCGCCGCCCACCCGGCCGAGAAGUGCGUUUGAUUACCGCCGCCCUGGCAAUCAUCCCGGUCCCGGAUUGACUUCGUAUCACGAACCCGGCGUCUAUAGAGUAGCAGCGCCAGAGUUGCGACGUCAUGUAGUCGAUGUCGCCCCUGGACCUGAAACAAGAUACUACAGAGAGCGUAGCCAGCACUUGUACGAACCAAGAGAAUGGCCUCGAAAUGUGCCUCGAGAGGCUCGAGCUGUUCCUACUCGCCCCGAAGUGCGGUACCUAGACGAUGAUCGUCAUUUUCAAGGAUAUUCGAAUAUUACAUCAAUUUCGCACCCUCAAGACCGACGAGAAACCCGUUACUAUAGACUGGAUGAGGCAAUGUCGCCAACGUCGCAGCAUAUACACUAUCAGCACGAUUACCCCCCUCAACUUGUAGCCCCUCCUAACCAUGGCCCCUAUAUGGAGAACCAUGGAUCACCGCAUCGACAUUAUAUUCCUGAACAACGCGUAGUCUGGGUGGAUCGUUGAUCUUCGUCGGAGU
Molecule: messenger RNA, 2809 nt
Organism: Daldinia decipiens
Lineage: Eukaryota; Fungi; Ascomycota; Sordariomycetes; Xylariales; Hypoxylaceae
Exons: 5
Coding region: 130-2796 (888 amino acids)
Source: RefSeq, a predicted model, not a curated record